AGGAGGUGGCGCUGGCCUGGGAGCCGCCCCUCCCUACGCCGGAGAACAAACGGGAUAUUCAGCAGUGGCCUGUGGCUGCCAGAGCAACUCCUAGGGGGAAAUGAAGCGUAGAGUCAGACUGCACCGUACUCACUUUUAAAAGAGCCCCCACCCCGCCUGCCGCGCACACCCGGAUACUUGGGCUGCCCCGCGGCUGUGCUAGGGCGAGCGAGCCGGGCUGGGUGCGGGCCAGGGGCCGGGGUUUGUGCGCGCGGGUGCGGGCCGUGAGCCUGGGUGCGUGCGGACCGGCGUGUGUCCCGGUGCGCGCGCCGGCGUGGGGACGAGCGGCGAGCGUCUACACCGGCCAUGAGGGGCGCGCGCGCCUGGGCCCGGCUCUGCCUGCUGCUGGCCGCCUCCGCCCAGCUUGCGCGGCCGCAGUCCCCGGAGAGGCCUGUUUUCACAUGUGGCGGCAUUCUUACUGGAGAGUCUGGAUUUAUUGGCAGCCAAGGUUUUCCUGGAGUGUACCCUCCAAAUACCAAAUGUACUUGGAAAAUCACAGUUCCUGAAGGAAAAGUAGUAGUUCUUAAUUUCCGGUUCAUAGACCUUGAGAGUGACAACCUGUGUCGCUAUGACUUUGUGGAUGUGUACAAUGGCCAUGCCAAUGGCCAGCGUAUUGGGCGCUUCUGCGGCACGUUCCGGCCUGGAGCCCUUGUGUCCAGUGGUAACAAGAUGAUGGUACAGAUGAUUUCCGAUGCCAACACAGCUGGGAAUGGCUUCAUGGCCAUGUUCUCUGCUGCUGAACCGAAUGAAAGAGGGGAUCAGUAUUGUGGAGGACGCCUUGAAAAACCUUCCGGCUCUUUUAAAACCCCCAAUUGGCCAGACCGGGAUUACCCUGCAGGAGUCACUUGUGUGUGGCACAUUGUAGCCCCAAAGAGUCAGCUUAUAGAAUUAAAGUUUGAGAAGUUUGAUGUGGAACGCGAUAACUACUGCCGAUAUGACUAUGUGGCUGUGUUUAAUGGUGGAGAAGUCAAUGACGCUAAAAGAAUUGGAAAGUAUUGUGGUGAUAGUCCACCUGCGCCAAUUGUAUCUGAGAGAAAUGAACUUCUCAUUCAGUUUUUAUCAGACUUAAGUUUAACUGCAGAUGGAUUUAUUGGUCACUACAAAUUCAGGCCAAAAAAACUACCUGUAACUACAGCACCACCUAUUACCACCACAUUCCCUGUGACUACAGGUUUGAAACCCACUGUGGCCCUGUGUCAACAGAAAUGUAGACGGUCAGGGACUCUGGAGAGCAAUUACUGCUCAAGUAACUUUGUAUUGGCUGGCACUGUCAUCACGACUGUCACCCGAGGCGGGAGUGUGCAUGCCACGGUCUCAGUCAUCAACAUCUAUAAAGAGGGAAAUCUGGCAGUUCAGCAGGCCGGCAAGAACAUGAGCGCCAAGGUCAUCGUGGUCUGCAAGCAGUGCCCUCUCCUCAGAAGAGGUCUAAAUUAUAUUAUUAUGGGCCAAGUGGGUGAAGAUGGGCGAGGCAAAAUCAUGCCAAACAGCUUUAUCAUGAUGUUCAAGACUAAGAAUCAGAAGCUGCUGAAUACCUUGAAAGGCAAACAAUGUUAACAAUGAAUUGUGUCGAUUUUAGCCGUGUUUCUGUCAUUGCCUUUGAAAGAUCUAUUUUUUCUCAGUAGAAAAGAAAUAUUAUAAUAUUAAAAAUUGAGCAUCCAGAAAGAUUUACUCUUCACAUGAGGUAGGUAUGAGGCCUCUCAUAUUGCUGAUGGAAGUCCUGGGCCUGCACUGAGAGGAGCAGAUACCUGAUUGAAAACCUGCAGACUGAGUGCGGAGACAGGAAACUCAAUGUAUCAAGCAAGCGUUGACAGUUUGGAAGCAGUUUAUUUAUACUAAUCUCUGUAAAAGGAUAUUUUAGAAAUGAGCUGUGUGAAGAUGUAAAAAAGAGAUUUUAUAAGUGCAAUAUUUAUAGCAACGUUUGUUUUACCUUCAAGCAUCUGCUCUGAGGUGUUAUAUCCUUUUCUUGCCGUUUUUUAAUCAAUGCUUAAUAAAAUAUUGUUAAUGAUUAUA
Molecule: messenger RNA, 2049 nt
Organism: Manis javanica (Malayan pangolin)
Lineage: Eukaryota; Metazoa; Chordata; Mammalia; Pholidota; Manidae
Gene: PCOLCE2
Product: procollagen C-endopeptidase enhancer 2
Molecular function (GO): protein binding; peptidase activator activity; collagen binding
Source: RefSeq, a predicted model, not a curated record